Molecule: messenger RNA, 1182 nt
Organism: Hyaloperonospora brassicae
Lineage: Eukaryota; Oomycota; Peronosporomycetes; Peronosporales; Peronosporaceae
Source: the annotation of a GenBank genome assembly
AUGACGCGUGUAUCCAUCUUGUCUGCUGCUGCAGCUGCCGGCAUAGCUAUGCUCGUGUCAUCGACGUCAGCGCUGGACAAGAAACUCUACGGUAUCAACUACGACCUGCGACAGGGGCCGGACUGGGACCCCAGCAAGUGCAAGUCGGCCGACACGAUCGCGGCCGAGCUCUCGACUUUCGGCGCCUAUAUGUCGAGCGUGCGCACGUACAGUCUCUCGGACUGUGACGUCACGAGCGUACUCAAAGCGGCCAAGAAGAUGUCGAUCACCGUGUGGCUCGGCGUGUGGGUGUCCGAGGACGAGGCGGUAUACAAAGCAGAGGUCAAGGCCUUUGAGGAGCUCCUUCGUGCGGGCCUCAUUGACAGCACUGUCGUUGGCAUCAAUGUUGGCAGCGAAGCCGUGUACCGGAAGGACAUCAGCGCGGAGAAGUCGAUUGAAUACGUGGCUCAAUUUAAGCAGGUCUUGGCAGACAACGGCAUCCGCGUGCCUGUCAGUAUAACGGACAUUGUUGACACGUUUAUUCAGUACCCAGAGAUGCUCAAGGCCGGCGACAUUGUGACGGUCAACCAGUUUCCGUUCUGGGAGAAGGUGGAAGCAAAGAAGGCUGCAGCUCAUUUUGACAAGCGUAUCGAGCGUCUCUUGAAGAUGGCGGGCGACAUGGAAGUCGUUAUCACCGAGACGGGGUGGCCGACAGACGGGUUUGCUACGAACGGAUCGGUAGCGUCCGAGGAGAAUGCCGCCAUCUACUUGCACGACUUCUACGAGCUCGCCGAGUCUAAGGGAUGGAAGUACUACUACUUUGUGGGGUUCGACACGCCUUACAAGGCGAAGCAGGCUGACGACGCGACUACGGUCGAGUCGCACUUUGGCCUUUUUGAUGAGGCGGGGCACAUGAAAGCGGCCUACGAGGGCCUCACUCUCACCGCGAAAGGGAAUCUGUCGACGUCAAAUAGCCCCACGAAGACCGUCUCGUCGCCGUCUGACGACGGUCCAGGCACUGUCACUUCAAGCACAGGCCUCACCAGCAGCGACACGUUGAGCGGUAUCCAGUCGUCGAUGAACGCAGGCGAGGCGCCUCUGUCGACGAUCACGAACCAGGAGAGUAGUGGGUCGCUGCAACUUGCAGUCGUCAGCAUCACGGCGUGUCUGUGCGUUGCGUCGACCAUGAUCUGGAGUCUAUAA